AUGGCAGAAGGAAUUGGCGACCCGGUUCAACCUGUGGAUUGUGGUUGUGCCUGGCAACAACACCUUCACAUCACGGCUCGAGCCUUAGGAUUGUGCAAUCUCAAUCUCUAUCUCUCCUCUCACUCCAUGGGUGUCAGUCUAUCCGAGCUGUUCGCGCUGGGACCCGCGGCAACUCGACGCGAGCAGCGCGAAAAUGACUCCGAACUCGCACAGCCCGACGCGCUAUCCAAAAAGCGCAGAAUAAUUGAGAAUCUUAACUUCCCCCCAUCUCACGCCGCAUUCGACUCUAACGCGCCCGCGGCCCCGUCCGCGCACCCUUUCGCUCUCUCCGCCACCGCCGCCGCCUCCGCCGCAGAAAGCGCGCCCACACAGAUAGACUUCUUCAAGGCGCGGGAAGACACGGAUGCGCUGCCCGGGGCAGAAGAAACUUCUGACGGGCCGUCAUUGAGCGAUCUGGGAGAGGAUCUCCUGUUGAAGAUUCUGCAGGAGGGGCAGCCGACGGCAUGGGAUCUGUGCCGCUACGCGUGCGUGAACUCCACGUGGCGGAAGCUGUGCUACAGCCGGGUGUUCUGGACGAAGCUCCGCAUCGGUCCGGGCAGCAUGCACGCGGGCGUCGAGCAAUUAGCGCCGCGUUGCGCGCAGCUGACGGAUUUGUUCAUCGACGACCCGCGCUGCGAGCUGCACGUGCUGCACCCGAUUAUAGUCUCGUGCGGCGAGUCGCUUCGCCACGUGGUUAUCGACUGCGAUCAGGACAGCACGAGCCGGAACGAAGCGUCCAUUUGCAGUAUUCUAUGGAUAAUUUCGCUCUAUUGCAAGCAGGUUCAGAGCAUCGAGCUGACGUCAGCGGGGGUAGAGACGUCGUUCGGGGCUCUUGAAACGCGGUGCAUGUGGUAUCUCACUUCGGGCUUCCGAAACGUGCGACAUUUCGCGAGCCUUUCGCGAAACAGCGUUACGAAGCAGGCGAUUUACCUCAUGGUGAUCGCGUGGAGGGACCUGACGUGCCUGCGAAUUCACAACGGCGGGCUCGAGGUCGACGAUCUUUUCGCCCUUCGCAAAUGCGCGGGCUUGCGACUGCUUGAGCUCUUCGGCGGAUCGAUUCAAACCCCUGGCGCUCUCGCGAACAGCUGCCCUUUCGCAGCAGCGUCGGGCGCAACGGUUUUCCAUCGCGAGCUGGAAGUUUUGGUUCUGACCGACGUAGAUUUCGACGCGGGGGCGAUUGCGACAAUCGCGCUCCACUGCCCGAAGCUGCGAAAGAUUAUUGUGAAGGGCGUGUGCUGCCACGCGUGCGGAAGCAAGAUUGCGCGCGGCGGUCCCGAGGGCGAGAAAGCUGCGGAGGCUGCGACCGCCUGUGCGAAACAGAAGGUCGCGCUGCUGCGACAAAUAUUGUCCCUGGCCGACAGGUUGGAAGUUUUGAUGCAAUGA
This is a messenger RNA of Closterium sp. Yama58-4, 1422 nucleotides long. The record is from the annotation of a GenBank genome assembly. NCBI's taxonomy places the organism in Eukaryota, Viridiplantae, Streptophyta, Zygnematophyceae, Desmidiales, Closteriaceae.